AUUUUGAAGUUCAUUUCGUCUGAUACAAAAUUGUAAGUGGUGUUUCUGACAGAAAAUUUUAGGGAAAAUUUAGCAGGAAGGAACCAUAUCUGUGAGCACAGAUUCUAAUUCACCGAUCUAAUGAGGAGAAUUAAAAGCGCAUGAGUGAUUUAUGUUAAGUUGCCCGAUGCCCAAUGCGUUGUGGUUCGACAAGGGGACCGCCAUUGGGCGGUUAGGUGUCGUGAAGCACGAGAGAAAGCUAUGUAAUGCGACGUAUGGACGUAUUUAUGCUAAAUGAAACUAUGUGCUAGAAAAACUCCAUCCCUCAUUUUCUUGGGAGUAAUUUCUUUUUCUAUUUCUUCCUAGGUGGACUUGCAAUGGCAAUUCCUGGCGAGCUAAAAGGUCUAUGGGAAAUCUAUAAAAGAUUUGGAGGCGGAAUUGAAUGGAGCGAACUUUUCGGUGAUACGAUCGACCUUUGCAGAGAGGGCAUUCCAGUCACUCAGAAUCUUGCUAUGCGCGCUAAAGAAAAGGCACCCGACUUUGAAAAAUAUACUCUCCUAAAAGAAAUGCUGACGGACCCUGACACAGAGGAGCUGGUGGAAGAGGGUGGUAUCAUGCUCCGGCCAAAAUUAGCCGAUACAUUAAAAGUGAUACGACAGGAGGGCGGCGAUGCGCUCUACACUGGGUCAUUGUCAAAAAGCUUCGUGGAAGACUUGAGAGACGCUGGCAGCAUUAUAACAGAAGCGGAUAUGGCUAGAUACACCGUGAAGAUAGAGGCAGUUUCGGUUCCAGUGCCUCUCAAAGAUGGAAUGAACUUAUACUCAUCGCCUUUACCUGCAUCCGGACCUACUGUUGAGUACAUUCUGUCGUUAUUGAAUGGGAUACUUCCUGGUGAGGACCUAGCCACAGACUUUGUCAAAAUUGUUGAGGCAUUUAAAUUUGGAUUUGGUCAGCGCACGAAAUGUGGUGACCCUGAUUUCGUUGAUGUCAAAAAUGUCCUUGACCUAAUGAGAGACCCGGAACACAUCCAGCAAGUACAAGAGAAAAUAUCAAAUCUGGCAACGUCACAAGAUCCGUUCUACUACGGGGCAAAUUUCUCAGCGGCAGCAGCCCACGGCACGGGGAACAGAGUGAUUCUGGCUCCGAAUGGAGAUGCUGUUGUUUUAUCGAGCACCAUUAAUUUGUAUUUCGGAAGUUUCGUCAUGUCGCCAUCAACAGGGAUACUGCUGAACAAUGAAAUGGACGAUUUUUCGCUGCCAUCUGUCAACACCUCCCAAACCCAAACGUACCCUCCGUCGCCGGCCAAUUUCAUUCGGCCGUAUAAGCGACCUCUUUCCUCGAUGUGUCCCGUCAUAGUCCUGGACGAAAAUCGAAAUGUGCGGCUUGCGGUUGGCUCUGCGGGUUCCGAGAAAAUCAUCACGAGUGUUGUUCUGAUUGCCAUUAUGAAUCUCUGGUACAACAAAACUCUCGAAGAGGCAGUGAACUAUCCUCGCGUUCAUCACCAACUUUACCCCAUGUCUGCAACUUACGAAGACGGUCUCAGCAAGGAUAUAGUCGACGCUUUGAAAAGUGCAGGUCACAAGCUUCAAAGGCUGACGGAUAAAUUGAAUUACGGAUCUGCAGCAACCGCUGUUGCUAAAAUCGAUGGUGAAAUCACAGCUAUUGAUGACUUUCGCAGACCGGGAGGUUUUGCUGGAUACUGAAUGGCAACAAUGUAUCGUAUGCAUCUUGUACCCUAGUAAUUCAAAUAAAUUCUUGAGUAGCUA
This is a messenger RNA of Bemisia tabaci, 1745 nucleotides long. Its product is annotated as glutathione hydrolase 1 proenzyme. Lineage: Eukaryota; Metazoa; Arthropoda; Insecta; Hemiptera; Aleyrodidae. Gene Ontology annotation, biological process: glutathione catabolic process. Gene Ontology annotation, molecular function: glutathione gamma-glutamate hydrolase. The record is from RefSeq and is a predicted model, not a curated record. Gene Ontology annotation, cellular component: plasma membrane.